AUGGAAUUGGAUAGUGUUCAAAACAUUCUCUUAUUCAAUUUCAAUCCAAUCAUCCUCAUCAAAACCUUCCAACAUAUAUUUUUCCUUUAUCAAAACAAAAAGACAAAAAAGUGGUUAUAACAUAUAAUUUUUCUUUUUGUUAGUUAUAGUUAUAAACUGCAAAUGAAACGAACAUUCUUGAAUUAAAAUGAAUGCAUGAGGGACAAAAUGGGAAAUUUAGUGAACCCAACCAUAGGAGGUUCAUAAUAACAAAGUGUAUUUUUCUAUUAUAAAUAGGCAAAAAGUUGUGAAUUAUAGGCACUCCAAUACAAUCUCCAACAUUUACACACACACACACAACACAUCCCCAUACUUACCAUAAAAUACUCUCAAUCAUUCACUCCACUAAUAUUAUUUCACUCUACCAAAAACAAACUACAUAGCUUCAUAUUCAUAUACAUACAAAAAUACACAUAUAUAUAUAUAAUUAAUCACAACCCAAUAAUACACUAUCUCUCUAGUGUACUAAACUCAACCCAAGAUCAUUCUCUUAUUCUUCUUCUCUUCUUUCAAAAAAGAAAAAACAAAUACAAAUAAUAACAAGAAUGAAUUGGAGAGUUGUGUAUAUCUCUACUUUGGUUGUAACAUUGCUCAUUCUUGGUGCCUCAUCAUCCCCAAUCAUCACAGAAAAUAAGGGAGCAGGAUUUGGAUAUAUGGGUAAUCAUGGGCCUAGAGAAUGGGGAAAAUUGAGCCCAGAAUACAGUGAAUGUGCAAAGGGUAAACUACAAUCACCAUUGAACAUUCUCAAAAACCAAGUGGUUCGCUCCAAAGUGUUUAAGCCCUUAAUCAGAAACUACGUCCCUGUUAAUGCCACCCUUCUCAACAAUCAAUUUAACGUUGGGAUUAAGUAUGAAGGAGACGCAGGAUCAAUGGAAGUGAAUGGUAAGAAAUAUAGCUUGAAGCAAAUGCAUUGGCACUCUCCCUCUGAGCACCGAUUGAAUGGCGUUCGAUACCCAGUGGAGCUACAUUUAGUUCACCAAGCAGAAGAUCACAGCCUUUCAGUUAUAGCAAUUCUGUUCAAUUACAGUACUCCAGAUCCACUUCUCUUGAAGAUUAAGGAGAAAAUGAAGGAGCUGUCAAAGGAGGUAUUUGCAGGGGAUGAGGAGGCUCAUGUACCACUUGGAACCUUAGAUCUUAAGUUACUUAAAAAGAACACAAGAAAAUAUUACAGAUAUGUUGGCUCUCUCACCACUCCUCCUUGCUAUGAAAAUGUCACUUGGACUGUCCUUGGAAAGGUUAGGAGCAUCUCCCAUGAGCAAGUAGCUGCAAUUAAAGCACCAUUGAAAUCAGAUUGUAAGAACAAUGCAAGGCCUUGCCAACCCCUAAAUGGCCGAACUGUUGAGUUGUAUGAGGACCUUGGCCCCCACUAAUACCUAAAAUUAUUCCAAAAAAAAAAAGGAAAAAAAAUCUUAGUUACAAUAAUUAGUAUUGCUAUGGAGAUAUCAAUUAUUAUAGUGCUGUUUUUAUAGAUAUGUAUAUAUGUGUUAAGAUGAGUGGUAUUUGUACUUUAUAUUAGAAAAGAAGAUUGUUUUAAACACUCUUCUUUUCCUUAUUCUAGCUUGGGGUUUUUGGUAUUCUUAACUUCAUCUAUGUAAUUCAACAUUAGUGAGAUUUGGGCUUUGAGUUUAUUUUACUUUUAGAACCUAUUUAUCUAUAAAAA
This is a messenger RNA of Cannabis sativa, 1699 nucleotides long. Its product is annotated as alpha carbonic anhydrase 1, chloroplastic. NCBI's taxonomy places the organism in Eukaryota, Viridiplantae, Streptophyta, Magnoliopsida, Rosales, Cannabaceae. The record is from RefSeq and is a predicted model, not a curated record. The transcript is spliced from 6 exons. Gene Ontology annotation, molecular function: zinc ion binding; carbonate dehydratase activity. The coding region runs from base 585 to 1409 and encodes 274 amino acids.